Juglans microcarpa x Juglans regia is the source of this 1326-nucleotide messenger RNA. RefSeq names its product ras-related protein RABE1c-like. The transcript has 8 exons. Gene Ontology annotation, cellular component: plasma membrane. The coding region runs from base 311 to 961 and encodes 216 amino acids. Lineage: Eukaryota; Viridiplantae; Streptophyta; Magnoliopsida; Fagales; Juglandaceae. Gene Ontology annotation, biological process: regulation of exocytosis; protein secretion. The record is from RefSeq and is a predicted model, not a curated record. Gene Ontology annotation, molecular function: GTP binding; GTPase activity.
CUCGGGUCCCACUCCUCGUCGUAGAACAGUACCGCACCAACCUCCAACGUAUUCAGUACGAGACCCCAAAACUCACGCACAGAAAACUAUCGGAUCGUCUCUCUGAAUCUGUCGCCGACAAUUUGCUAACCUGCGCCCAAAGCAUUUUCUCUCCGUCUCCGUCUCUCAUUCCAUCUCAGAUCUCGUACAGUCCUGCUCGUGCAUUUAUAUCUUCUACUUUUGGUUUGAUUGAGAGAGAGAGAGAGAGAGACAGAGACAGAGACAGAGAGAGGGAUCGAUUUUGUGGUUGUUGGGGGUUGGUGAUAAAUAGAUGGCUGCAGCACCAGCAAGGGCUCGUGCCGAUUACGAUUACCUCAUCAAACUUCUCCUUAUUGGCGACAGUGGUGUGGGCAAGAGUUGUUUGCUUUUACGCUUUUCCGAUGGUUCCUUCACAACCAGUUUUAUUACCACCAUUGGCAUUGAUUUUAAGAUAAGAACCAUUGAGCUUGAUGGUAAAAGAAUUAAAUUGCAAAUCUGGGAUACUGCUGGUCAGGAGCGGUUUCGAACUAUUACUACAGCUUAUUACCGAGGAGCCAUGGGCAUUUUGCUCGUGUAUGAUGUUACUGAUGAGUCAUCUUUCAACAACAUUAGGAACUGGAUUCGCAACAUUGAGCAACAUGCAUCUGACAAUGUUAACAAAAUCUUGGUGGGGAACAAGGCUGACAUGGAUGAAAGCAAAAUGGCUGUGCCUACCUCUAAGGGUCAAGCUCUUGCUGAUGAGUAUGGCAUCAAGUUCUUUGAAACUAGUGCAAAGACAAAUAUGAAUGUGGAGGAGGUUUUCUUCUCAAUAGCAAGGGAUAUUAAGCAUAGGCUUGCAGAGACCGAUUCCAGGGCUGAGCCUCCAACCCUCAAGAUCAAUAAAGCGGACCAGACGGACGGUGGUGGUCAAGCUGCUCAAAAGUCAAGUUGCUGUGGCUCAUAAAGGGAGAGCAUGGGGAUGUUCUGAUGGUCACACCCAUUUGGGUGUUUAAGCAAUUCCGAUGACACUAUGCAGGGUGCAUGCAUCUUCCCCGGUGUUAUUCUUAUAAAGUACAACCAAGAUAUGAUGCCAUUCUAAUAGUCUUUUCUUCCCCCCCUUUAUUCUGUAACCCACCAUGUUGGGGCUUCAGAUAAUUGACUUAUUUUUACUUGACUACUAGUCUUGCGUGUAGGUAGAUGCUGAGCAUCAAGCUUUUUUUCUUACUAGAGUUAAAAUGCUUUGGUGUUCCUAUUUACACCUUUCGAAUUGAGACUACUAGAAUAUGUGUAUAUUUGACAUAGAAGCGUGGAAACCUGCCUUGGUAAAAA